AUGCUAAAGAAAAAACAAUGUUUAGUAUUGUUCAAUAGUGCAUUUAUUAGAAAAAUAUCAGAAUCAGGUAACAACAAGAGAUUAGCGAGACUGAAAUAUCUGCAAGAGUGGUAUCAAAAGGACGAUGGUCUUCCUGUUUGGAUGAAAUCGGCAACGGAUAGAUUAUUGUUCAAAAUCACAUUUUUAGGAUGUCUCUGUGGCCUUACAAUGGGACUCUAUACGGUAAUUUGGGAGCUGUCGAUUCGCAAACGGUUUUUCAAUGAUAGUAAAUAG
Phyllotreta striolata is the source of this 273-nucleotide messenger RNA. The record is from the annotation of a GenBank genome assembly. NCBI's taxonomy places the organism in Eukaryota, Metazoa, Arthropoda, Insecta, Coleoptera, Chrysomelidae.